AUGGCGGGGACGCGAACGAGCGCCGACGCGCGAAGAAUGGCGCUUGAGACGCGAGCGAGAAAAUUAUUGGACGACCGAGAGCGAGCGCGGAGGAGAUACGUGGAGGAGAUGGAGUACAAGAAGUGGAAAGAGUCCAACGAAGAAUGUCGCGCGCAGGCGCGCGCAGAGCUCUCGCGCGAGGUGGUUUUGGGACGGCAAAUGCAAAUCGAUGAGCGCAGGCGUUUGGCUGAGGAGGAAGGAAAACGAGCGAAACGAAUAAAUGCAGCGAUUUUGCGGCGACGGGCGGAGAAUUCUGCGCUCCUCGAUGCUCGAGAUGAAUCGUUGAGAGCUUCGCGAGACGCGCAUUCCCUCGCUCUGCGGGAACAAAUGGCCGAGCGUGAGAGAGAUCGUCACGAGCGUUUUGAGCGCCAGCGGGCCGAUCAAGCGCGUCUCAACGCGCAGUGGGAAACUGAAGCGACUACUUACGAGCGAAAUCAGAGCCAAGAGGCGCUUAGGCGGCGCGAUGCGAACGCCGCCUUGCUCAAGGAGAACGAGCUUCGACGGUUGGAGUUGCUGUCGGAGCUCAAGCGCGAGAGAGAGCGCGACGCGAAAAUCAUUGAAAGUGCGAUUGAAAAAGAGCGACUGUAUGAAGAAGAGCAAGCUCAGUUGGCUCAACGACGCAUGGAAGAAGAGAUUCUUUUCCGAAGUUUCCUGGACGAGCUCGUCGCGGAGCAGCAUGCGAAGAACGAAUCGGAUGAUUUGACGAUUGAAGAAGACCGUUUGCGACACGAACAAAAGGUGCGCGAGCGCGAAAAUCUCGAAAAUUACCAGCGUCAGCAAUUAAUACAAGAGGUUAACGCGGUGAGAGGUCAACAAAUCGCCGAAGCGGAGGCGAAGAGACGCGCGGAGGAUGCGGAGGAACGCGAAUGGCGAAAGCGCAACGAAGAAGACAUGGAACUCGCGAGGCGUCAGCUCGACGAAAAGCUCAGGAUCGCAAAGGAAGAGAACGUGAAGCAUCAAAAAGCACUUGAGGGACAAAUUCGCGCCAAAGAUCGCGCAGAACCGUAUUACGGGUCCACCGAGGAGAGAAAUGUCGAGCGGGAAGAGCGUUUCGCGCGCCGCUUCGAGGAAGAAGUGAAAACGACAAAAGUGUAUUCUUUCUAG
Messenger RNA from Ostreococcus tauri, 1143 nucleotides. RefSeq names its product unnamed product. The transcript has a single exon. NCBI's taxonomy places the organism in Eukaryota, Viridiplantae, Chlorophyta, Mamiellophyceae, Mamiellales, Bathycoccaceae. The record is from RefSeq and is a predicted model, not a curated record. The coding region runs from base 1 to 1143 and encodes 380 amino acids.